Messenger RNA from Biomphalaria glabrata, 3391 nucleotides. RefSeq lists its product as uncharacterized. The transcript has 13 exons. Bases 207 to 2345 code for a protein of 712 amino acids. The record is from RefSeq and is a predicted model, not a curated record. NCBI's taxonomy places the organism in Eukaryota, Metazoa, Mollusca, Gastropoda, Planorbidae.
AACAAUAUAUAUUUUCUGAUGAUUUGAUAUUCCAACGAAAUAAGUGUUAUUUAUCUUACGAAAAACUCUGGUAUGUUAUUGCAGGUGAAUGUAUUUAGCUUCCUGGUUGAUUGGUAGCGUGUGUGAUAAGAUCAUCUUACUUCUAAUAUGAAUACUGUUGAACAUGAUUAAACCAUUAAAGUGUGUUUUUAACAAAGAAAUAUAUCAUGAUGUGGAUACUAUUAAUUAUUUGUUUAUGGAAUUUUAAUAUAGCUACGUGUGACUCUAGAUUUGGUUCUCGAAAUCAAUAUUUAUGUCAUUGUGAAGACCAAUGUGAUCAACAAGGAAGUUGCUUUGGGGCAUCUAAUAAGUGUGUGAAUGAAUGGUUUGGUUUGGGCUGCCAGUAUCAAAACCUAGCCUUUUCGUUCUCACCUGUUAUUAACCCUAAUGAAGCAGAGCGCCUGUUUAAAGAAAAUGAUGAAUAUAAAUGUGACAUCCUCAACGCACAGACACCCAUCUCAAUCCAAUGGAAUACGUCCACGCCUUUCACCUGGAUGAGAAUAAAAGUCAACAACAGUACUACUCUGACUACUUUAAGCGUGACUUUCAUUGACGAAGAAAUGUGUUCACAAGUAUGUGUAAAGCAGUCAAUAUUUCAAGUCAACAUAAAUGUGUUUGACAUUGCUUGUGAUGUGGAUUUCAAAAUGACAACUUUACAAAUACAUGGCGAUAUAGUUGAGCAUUUAUGUUACGUUCAUAUUAAUGGAGGUAGAAAUCUGGCCUUAUUUCAAGCUACUUCACAGUCAUCUACGUGGGGGCCUCUGCAACUAUACGGGUCUAACUUUGCUGUGGACGGUUUGAUAAAAGACAGGUGCAAUGCAGGACAAUGUAGUCAUACCCUUACCGAUCAAGGUCCUCAAGUCUGGAACAUAACAUUUGACAGAUCAUAUGAGAUAAAUAAAUUUGUUCUUUUUAACCGAUUUGAUGAAUAUAAAGACCGUUUGAAAGGGUUCUUUCUUCAGGCAUUCAAUAGUGACUCUACCACCACAUUUAGUUACACUAACCAUCCGCCGACUGGGCAAUAUAUAUACACAAUGGUUUAUUUUGGUAAAAAGCCAGUGAAUAAAGUUGUGAUUGGUCUAAAUAAUAAUUUUCUUGCGAUAAAUGAAUUCCAAGCCUAUGGAGAUUGUCUACCAGGCUGGUGGGGAUUGGACUGUAUACAGAGAUGUAACAGUACAUGUAAUGACACUUGCAACACAGAAAAUGGUUUAUGUAGAGUUUGUAUUGGAGCUGGCGAUCCACCUCUUUGUGCAAAGGAAUGUCCAGAAGGAAAAUAUGGAUUAAAUUGUCAAUGGCAGUGCUCUGUUUAUUGCGAAAAAUGCAGUAAAGUAAAUGGAAGCUGUUUGUUAUGUCCACCAGGAUGGGUAGGACUCACUUGUGAAAAAGCAUGCUCACCAGAUCACUAUGGGCAGAGCUGUCAAAAUGAAUGUUCUGCACAUUGCGAUCCACCAAAUACGUGUAAUAGCGUUAGUGGAUAUUGUAAAUGUCAACCAGGAUGGACAAAUACUACAUGCAAUAAAGAGUGUAACGACGGGUGGUUUGGAGAUUACUGUCUUGAAAGAUGUUCUAUUCACUGCAAUUCUACAUGUAAUAAAACCGACGGGGCAUGUUCAUGUCUUCCAGGAUAUGUCGGACAAAAAUGUUCACAAGAAUGCCCACAAGGAAAGUAUGGUCAGAACUGCUCCGGGAUAUGUUCUCAAAAUUGUUUUAACGAAUCCAAAUGUGAUAUUACCAAUGGGGACUGUGAGUCAUGCAAACACGGUUACAAGGGAGACAAAUGUGAUAAAGAAAAAUGCCCCAUGCAUUGUCUGAAUGAGUCAUGUGACGUAUACUCUGGUAAAUGUCUGUCGUGUAAAUCUGGCUAUGGAGGAGACUUCUGUGAUACAAGUUCGAAUAUCCAGGACAUUUCAGUAGCUGUUGGUGUCGGAGUUGGUUUAGGUGCUGCUGUAGUUCUGUUGAUAGUUUGUGUCGUUGUUGUUGUUUACAAAAGACGAGCCAGACAAAGGAAACAAGAAACAGGUGACGGUGUAGACAAUGUCGCAAAGUUACAAGAAGAAGAUCAUUACGACAAAGUUCAAGACACUAACUCAUUACAUGAUCAUUAUGACUCUGUGCCAAAUAAAUUGCACGACAAAGAGAAAGUUAAUGAAAGGCAUUAUGAGAUACAAUCAAGUCAACAAACAUACGACCAGCUAUCCUUUGAUAUUGAUGAUACCGGCCAAGUACAUUAUGAGAAAGUGGCAAGCCCAAAGCAGUAUGAAAAUAUUUCAAGGCAAAAAUAUGAAAAUUUUUCAAUCGAUAACUAAUUGUGAUAAUAAAUGAUACACUUAAUAAAAAUUAUUAUUCAAAACUAAGACUUCAGUUUGUAAAGAGAAAAAAGGGAGAGCAAUACUUUUAAUAUAGAAUAAAUAAAUUAACUUUGUGCUUCUACUCUAGUUACUUUUUUCACAAUUCUUUUUAGACUUUCGAUCUCAAUGAAGAGAAUGUAUCACUUUUUGUCAUUAAUGGCACAAGGAAGCCGAGUUUUUUUUUUUAGUGCCUUCCCCCCAAAAAAAAAAGAGGAAUAGACUCUAUUAGUUUUGUGUGGUCUGUCUUGGUAAAUUAUUGUUUUAUUUUUGGAUUAUGUGAUUACAUGAAUUAUGCUAUAUUUUGCAGAGAAAGAAGGAUGUUGAUAUGUGAUGUAAUGUUGUCUGAGAGUUAAUUCCCUUAGCGGAUUAAGAAGUGUGUGUUGCGUUGGUUAUGGUUAAAUAAAGCCUCUGUGUGUAUUUCUAAAUCAAUUUGUUUAUGAGGAAAAUUAAGAUAGCAAUGAUCCAGACAUAUUGUUACAAAAGCUACAUGAAUACUGUCAUCCAAGGAAGAACGAAGUACUUGAAGCUUAUAGGUUCUUGAAUAGAACUAUCAUCUCUUCAUAUGAUUUGUUUUUUACUAGUUUGAGGACACAGGCUGAGAAGUGCAAUUUUAAAGACAAAGACCGAAUGAUAAGAGAAAAUUAAAGAGAUAAACUAGUUUUUCUCUGCUAAUCAACGUCUACAAGAGAAGUUACUAAUGUGUUCAGAUUUGACACAAGAAAAAGCUAUAGAAAUAUGCCAAGUCUACGAAGUAACGUCCAACAGUCUCAAAGCAAUGAUAAAAGAGUGUAAUCAAACCGAUGAUGUUCUGAAGCUUGAAGAUGCAGAUAGCCACAAAGCACCACAAAGAAAGUUUAUCAAGGACUGCAGAUUUUGUACAGUUUUUAACAAGAUUUGAACCAGGGACCCAAAGUUUAAAAGGCAAGCGCUUUUCCAUAUAUUCAUUUAGUGUACAUUUAUAUUUAUUAAAAUAAUAAUUAUUAACCUUAUCCAUGCAUUCAAAA